Molecule: messenger RNA, 1292 nt
Organism: Anopheles cruzii
Lineage: Eukaryota; Metazoa; Arthropoda; Insecta; Diptera; Culicidae
Product: reticulocalbin-2
Exons: 2
Coding region: 7-1005 (332 amino acids)
Cellular component (GO): endoplasmic reticulum
Molecular function (GO): calcium ion binding
Source: RefSeq, a predicted model, not a curated record
GUGACAAUGUGGCCGUCGACGGUGUGGGUCCUUUUACUGGUCGUGUGCGUUCAGUGUGCGACGACGCACAAACACUCGCACACCCAUACGGUCACCAAGGAACGCACGGAGGACGGGGCGUACGCCCCGCGGGAUGCCCAUCAUAUGGAGGACGGGGAACACUAUUCCGAGUUCGAUCACGAAGCGAUCCUGGGCAGCGUGAAGGAGGCCGAGGAGUUUGACAAUCUUUCACCGGAAGAAUCGAAGCGCCGGCUAGCGGUGCUCGUCACUAAGAUGGACCAGAAUGCCGACGGUUUCGUGGACCGGCACGAGCUGAAAGCCUGGAUUUUGCGGUCGUUCAAGUCGCUGGCCGAAGAGGAAGCCUCGGACCGGUUCGACGACGUCGAUUUGAACAACAACGACGCGGUAACGUGGGACGAGUACCUGCAGGAAACGUACGGUAUGGACAGUGAAGACGAGGAGGGCGUACGGUUGCCGUUCGAGGAGCCACGGGACGACGAAGAGCGGAAGCUGAUCCAGGACGACAAGGAAAUGUUCGAUGCGGCGGACAGGAACCGAAACGGAGUGUUGGAUGCGACCGAAUUUGUGCAGUUCGUUUCGCCGGAAGAGUUUCCCGAGAUGCUACCGAUCAUACUGAACCAGACGCUGCGCGAAAAGGACCGUAACAAUGACGGGCGCAUCGAUUUCCAGGAGUUUGUCGGUGACAAUGCAAAGGAUCACGACAAGGAAUGGCUCAUCGUAGAGAUGGACAAGUUUAAAGAGGAUUUCGACCGGGACGGCGAUGGCUACUUGAAUGGAAACGAAAUCUUGUCUUGGGUGGUGCCUAGCAACGACGAGGUAGCCAGCGACGAAGUGGCCCAUUUGUUCGCUUCCGCCGACGAUGAUCAUGACGAUAGAUUAUCUUUCCUGGAGAUCAUCGACAAGUACGACAUCUUCGUGGGAAGCGAAGCUACGGACUACGGUGAUCAUCUGCAGAACAUUCAUCAUUUCGAUGACGAACUGUAAAGAAGGCUCCAUUAGCGAUCGGUCGGCUCUCGAUCGUGCUCGUUCGAUGCAUUUCUGUAUGACCUAUUUUACUCACCACCGUGGACUAACGAUGCUUUAAUCGAGUCUCGUGUUUAGUUACUUUAAAAUCUUCAAAUAUUUAUAUUUUCUUCUCAUUUUCAUCAAGUGUUUGUUCAAUAUUACUUAUAUUUAGCGCCACUCCAUGUCAGCUGCCAUUAAUAUAGUUAGUAAAACACGUAUUCUCGUCGUUUUUAUGCCAAAAAUAUUGAUUGUGCACAUGCCUAAAU